AAAAAAUGAGCUACUAGACAUAUUAGAGUUGCGAUAAAACCCGCUAGGUGUUGCGGCUAUCUGCAAUUGCUGUCAUUUUGCAGCAAACAGGCGAAAGUUUAUGGAUAUGGCUGUAAUCUUGAACAAACUCUUACUUCUUCAUCAUUUUAUCACCCUUAUUGAAACAUUGUGCAAUUUUAAUGACUCUUUAAAAAAAGAGAAUUGUAAAACUUAUAGAGAUGAUCUGCAUUACCUACAAUGCCAUUCAGUACUCUGGACAAAUUGCAGUAUUUUCUGGGAGAGUUACACAUCGGGUGAAGAAGGCGGAUUUAUACAAAAGAAAUAUAAUGGAAGUAAAGAUGAAUAUAUGUCAUUCGAACCUAGAGGAGAAAAGAUACCCGCCACAGCUAGUCUGAAGAGUCCCUGGCUUCCUCCAGCAGGAGUGAAUUGUACCUUACAAUUCUCCGCAAAUUCUGAAAGUAAUCUAAAAGUAUUCAUAGAAGAGAAUAUCAAAAGUAGCCCAAAGAAAUUAAAGUUUGUCAAGAUCAAUUCAACAUUGGGUAACUGGCCUCGCUUCGAGUCGACAAUUGGUCGUGUUACAAGAAACUAUAAGCUCAUUUGGUUGGCUAGUAUACAUAAUAAACACGACUUUGCUGGUAUUGACGAUAUAGAUUUAAUAUCCUGCGAUGUCGACGGAUCACAUUUAGAACCUUGUCCAUUCCCUCAUUAUAGAUGCAAAGAGAACGGACUUUGUCAAUCCUAUAAUAAAGUUUGUAAUUUAAAAGCUGAUUGCUUGCUGGGAGACGAUGAACACGAUUGCGACGAUAUGCCGGAUUCUGUUCGUUGCAAGUUUCGUAAUAAUUUUUGCGGUUGGACACACUACUCCACAGAUGGCGCGUCUACAGCAAAAAUUGAAAAAUCUGAUUUAAUUGGGCCCUCAUUAAGUUUUAAACAGGGACGUUUUGUAAGCCCACCGCUCCCAUCAACAAUAAAUCAGUAUGAGUUGGAUUGUACUAUGUCUUUUGGAUUCGAGAAUAAUAACACAGAUGCUCAGCUUCAACUCCAUCAGAAAAGUCUAAAAACCCGAUGCCAAAGAACCGAUAGAUGUCAAGAUUAUCGGCCAAGCUUGACUUGCCCUAAAGCAUCUUGUAUAAAAAAGUGCAAUGGUAAAAUGUUCUGCCUAAAUAGAACUGAAGGAUGUAAUAUUUGCGAUAGUGGUAAAGAUAUGAUUCACUUAUGGCCGACUGCAAGAAACCAUACACCUUUUGUGACAAUUAGAUCAUCAACUACCUUUUGGUUAGAAUUUAAUAUAUUUCCAAAAGAAGCUCGCUAUCCAAUAAGACUUACACACAUCAUGUUUAAUCCUCUUUGUUUUGGAAAAGUUCAUAAUGAUAAAGAACAUCUCGAUAAGGAAAAAAUGAAAAAAGUUCUAAUGACAUCAAAGAAUCAUAAUUUUCGAUUUCGAACUUGUGGAGCUAUAGGAUCAAGAGGUCCUAAUCAAAAUCAAUGCGAUUCUGCAUACAAGUCUAAGGGUUUUAAAGUAAAGGUAACAUCCAACAACGAGAAAAUUACUCCUGGUAUCCAAUUAUGGACUGUUAAUAAAACUGAUACCUACACCAUUAAUGCAGUUGGUGCUUUUGGUGGAAGAAGUAUAAAUAUAAAAGAUCAGUUUCAACCCACAUUCGUCAGCGUGAAUUGCAACUUAACUGCGGAUGAGCAGUUGUUUAUUCUUGUUGGUCAGAGGGGAGAUGGUGCUUAUUGCAGAGAGUCUCACGAGUUAAAAGGAAACGCCAAGAAGAUAUGCGAAGCUUAUAAAGCGGGAAAUGAGUCAAGUAUAGUUGGAGGAGGUGGUGGCGGCGGCGGCGGAGGAGGAGCAAGUUAUGUAUUUAAAAAAUUCAACGGUAUUCUUAUACCUUUAGUUGUGGCUGGAGGAGCUGCAGGUAGAGGUUUAGUAGAAAGUGAAGAAAGCAUUAAACAUUUAAGAACACACCAUCCUAAUAUUAAUCUAAUCAACAAGGCGGGUGGCUCACCGUGCCAAAAAAGCUUAAAAGCAGGAUGGAAAACAUACGGUGGUUUUGGAGGAGGUGAAGGAGGAUGUGAGAAGGGAGGAAGAGGGGGAUACAACGGACAAUUUUACAUCAAUACUGACUUUUGUGCGAACGAUACAUUAUCAGUCUUUAAAGAUCCAUCACAUACGGAAGAGGAUGGCAUGGUUGAAGUAGUUGAAUACUUACGAUGUCCGGAAGAAUGCGAAACCUGCAUGUUAGUUUAUCGACAAAACGGUAGUACCUGUUUAGAUUGUUUUAGAGCUGGCGAAAGGAUGUCGGACAAGGUUCCUUGUAGCGGUCUCAAACGAAAACCCAAACAAAUAAAGGAAAACGAAAAUCAAAUGGGUAGAAUCUUAAAAAUUGCUGUUGCUCCAUUCUGCGCACUCCUAAUUAUAGCAUUCUCCAUAUUUUUAUUAUAUAGACGAAGGUUGAAAAAGGAAAGAGCCAUAAUAGCCAAUAUUCCCCUUAAUAGAUUACAGGCUGGGAAUCUUGCAGGAGCUAUUAAUACUAUUAAUCCGAAUUAUGCUUUCAAUAAUUGGGAUAGUUCUCGUCUAGUGGAAUUGCCACGAGAUCGUCUAACCUUAAUACAAUCUAUUGGUAAAGGCGCUUUUGGGGAAGUAUACAUGGGAUAUUUAAUAUUUGAUGAAGAAACGCCAGAAAUUGCGGUUGCUGUUAAGACGUUAUCUGCAAUGCCUGCACAGAGUUCAGAGAGGGACUUUACUCUUGAAGCCAUUAUAAUGAGUCAAUUCGAUCAUGAAAAUAUAGUAAAGUUAAUCGGAGUAUGCUUUCAAUCUAAUCCACGAUAUAUUAUUCUUGAGUUACUUGAAGGAGGUGAUAUGCAGACGUUUCUUCGAGAAAACAGACCAAAAACGAACGCCUCAUCUCAGCUAACUCUUUACGAUUUGAUGCAACUAGCUCAUAAUGUUGCUAGCGGCUGCCAAUACUUGGAAAAUAGACACUUUGUUCAUCGAGAUGUAGCAGCUAGAAACUGUCUUUUGACAACCAAAGACGUUGAUAGAAUAGCAAAGAUUGCAGAUUUUGGUAUGGCAAGAGAUAUUUAUCAUAAUGACUACUAUCGGAAAGGAGGAUCAGCCGUUUUGCCAGUUAAAUGGAUGCCUCCCGAAGCAUUCCUUGAUGGUAUUUUCUCAAGUAAAACCGACGUCUGGUCGUUUGGAAUAGUUCUCUGGGAAAUUUUUUCCCUAGGAUUUUCUCCUUAUCCCGGUAAAAGUAACCAGGAGGUUAUGCAUGUAGUACGAGGUGGUAUCAGAUUGGAUGCGCCAGAACAUUGCCCACCCUCAGCCUACUCUCUAAUGAAGAAUUGCUGGGAUCCAGACCCAAAACUAAGACCAUCCUUCGAAGACAUUUUAAAAAGUUUAAAUGAAAUUAUAUCAAAGAAUAAAGAGUUGUUAUAUUCUCAAAUUACAGUAAAAACGAAAAAUUUACAUUCCAGAACUUUAUUACCAGUUGAUUCACACGAACAAACUCAAAGACUAUUGGAAAGGAAUUACGUAAAUGAAAAUCGAACUAACGAAGAAUUGGAAGAAAUGGGAAUUUUCGAAUAG
This is a messenger RNA of Dimorphilus gyrociliatus, 3589 nucleotides long. The record is from the annotation of a GenBank genome assembly. NCBI's taxonomy places the organism in Eukaryota, Metazoa, Annelida, Polychaeta, Dinophilidae.